Selaginella moellendorffii is the source of this 1142-nucleotide messenger RNA. RefSeq lists its product as uncharacterized. Gene Ontology annotation, molecular function: protein-containing complex binding. The transcript is spliced from 8 exons. The coding region runs from base 90 to 1040 and encodes 316 amino acids. NCBI's taxonomy places the organism in Eukaryota, Viridiplantae, Streptophyta, Lycopodiopsida, Selaginellales, Selaginellaceae. The record is from RefSeq and is a predicted model, not a curated record. Gene Ontology annotation, cellular component: mitochondrion.
GGCCAGAGAAGAAGUAGAAAAGUGGAAGCUUGGAAUGACUUUAAAAGUUUGUACUUGGAAGGGGGAGUAUCUUCUCCCCCAAAACGCUUAUGGAUUUGUGUUCUAGGGUUCCAGCGCCCGCGUCCUCCAGGCCGCUGUGUGCGUACGACAUUCCAUCGCGGCUCGGCGGCAGGAGCUCCAAUCUCGCGGCGGAAUGGCGGAUUCGCAAAAAUGCGGUGCUCACGACGAAGAUUUCUCGCAGGAGGAUGCGAUCGACGUGUUCUUACGCGUCGGGAAGCAAGUACUCGGAACCGAUCGAUGUGGUCGCUAAGGUCCGCACAGAGAAGGUGGUGGUCCUUGGAGGCAGCGGUUUUGUGGGAUCAUCGGUGUGUAAGGCCGCGAUUGCGCAAGGAAUCGAUGUAACGAGCCUUAGCCGGUCUGGAAAACCUUCAUACCCAGACCCAUGGGUGGAUCAAGUUCUCUGGGUCUCAGGAAAUGUGUUCUACGCGGACUGGAAUUCUCUGCUCAAAGGUGCAACCGCGGUGAUAUCCACGAUCGGAGGCUUCGGAACGAACGAAGAAAUGGAGAAGAUCAAUGGAGAAGCUAACAUAAUCGCCGUUGGUGAAGCAUGCAAAGCUGGCAUACCGAAGUUCGUCUACGUUUCGGUUCACGACUACAAUCUUCCGUUCUUCGUGUUGAAUUCGCUUGGAUACUUCACUGGGAAGAGGAAGGCGGAAGCGGAGGUCUUGUCCAAGUUUCCAGGCUCGGGCACUGUUCUUCGACCUGGUUUCAUUUACGGCAAGAGACGGAUAAAUGGAGUCGACGUUCCGCUCGACAUCAUCGGCAAGCCUUUGGAUAAGUUCCUCACCUCGGCUGAGAAUUUCAUCAGUCCUCUCAAGUCCAUCCCUGGCUCGGAUGUGCUUCUCAGCGCUCCCGUUAGCGUUGAAGACGUUGCUGGAGCUGCAGUGAAAGCUGUUCUGGACGAUUCCAUCUUCGGGGUGUUGACGAUCGAGCAGAUCAAGGAAGCGGCAUCCUCUUUGAAGUCAGCGGUACCUUUGUAGCAGUCAAGCCUACGAAGACGCUUGAGCCUUUGAGUGUUCAUAUCUUGAAGAGCGAUGUACACUUCUCAAAACUUAUAAACGAAAGAUGCGCUUAUGUUUACC